GCCGACGUCGUACCUAGUUCAUAACACGAUUGGAACUAACUUUUGAUCAACUAAAUUGUUUUAAAACACUGAAGUCCAAACCAAUGUUAUAUAAAAAUGUAAAAUAAUGUUUAUUUAAUUAUUUACAAUUUUUAUUUAGUGUUCAUAUUUUAAUAUUAUAAAGUAAUAUUUAAUUAUUUAUUAAAUUUUCAUUUUUAAAGACACUACACUGAUCAGACUGAAAGGCAUUAGCAUCAGACUCGGAGUGUUAAUUUAGAACAAGUAUUUUGGUUUUAAAACCUUUAUGGUUUUUGAAUAUUUUCAAAUUGGCGCUUACAAUUGGUUUGUACAAUGACCUGGUUUGGUUGGACAUGAUCUUUGGUUGUGUUUAUAAGCAAGGUUGAAUACAUCUUGUAACCAUUCUGAGCAACUGUGGUAGUACAGUAAUUUCGAUUCUGGAUACCAUUAAAAUUUGUGUAAUUUUACGAGAAAGUUAAUGAGAAUAGAAGUAAAAAAAAACACACUAGUGGAAAUAUUAGAUAAUUUUGUUUUAUCAGGAUUUGAUUAAGUUUAUGACAAAUAGUUGUUUUAAACAAACAUAGAUAGCACCACGUAUAACAUAUUUGAGCCUGUAUUGCCGUAUGUUAAAUUUUACUUGACGUAUAGAGAAUAUGAAACGAUACUAUGAUUAUUAAACAUCAGUAUAAUAAAUACUAGUCUGUAGCUAAUGGUAAUAUAUUACUAAAAGAGUUUUACAAUUAAUUUAUAAGAUAAAUUGAAAUCCUAUUCUGUAAUUGUACUUAUUUAUUAAACACUUAUGAAUACUACGACGAUUAAGAUGGAAAAAUACCAAUGGAUAAAUCCCGACCAUCAUAGUAUAGCGGUCGAUGAUCAAAAACAACCAGUUCUUAAUGAGAACGGCGAUCUAAUAGUUUUGGAUAACGAGAGCGGAAAAUGUAUUGCUGUGCCAAAUUCCGACGAAGUUUUGGAAAUAUUCGGUUUUGGAUACUCAUCGGGCUAUGGUUCCCCGACAGGUUCUCCCAAAGAUUCACCCGAACGAGAUAUGAAACCUAUUGUACAAGUAGUAACAGAUGCCGAUCAACUGCUUUGGAGUAUGCGGACACCUUGUCAGAAGGAUAUCGAAGCCACUAGAGAAAUGUUGGCUUUGGUCGCAUCGAAAAAGUAUCAAGACAUGUUCAAUGAUCAGUGCACUGUAAAAAUACGCGUCUGGAAACGCAUCUGCGAAGAAUUAAUGAACAAAGGUUAUCGUAUAGCCGAUUCCGUCAACGAGGGUGGUAUCAAAUGCCAUCAGAAAUGGCGCAAUUUAGAAAAAUCGUACCGGAAUUAUCUGAUCAGUUCUACGGACCCGAAUAGUUCUGCCCCGAAAAAACCACCGCCGUAUUUCGAAGCUCUACACGAAAUACUUAAGAAGAAGAAAAAGUACGCUAACGCAGCCACCUACACUCAGACCGUUGUCGUGGGCGAAGACAUGAUGACCGACGGCGACGGAAGCGGUGGUCAUCUAAACGAUACGGACGUACUAGACGACAUGGAAGACGGCGACGGCCAGAACGAUGACCAUUGUUAUGUCGUCAACAGCUCGGGACACGUUUCCAAGAGAUUCAGAGUUGAUCCUCUGACCGUGUGCACUACGUCCGGUGGCUCCGGUUCGGGCGGCGGCAACGCCGGUGGGACUCGAGGCAGGCAACCGCAGCAACAGCCCGACGUACUCGAGCAGAUCCUAGAGCAGAUGGUUCGGGUUCAUAGAGACACUAUGGCUAUGCACGAACGACACUAUAACAGAAUAGAAAAGCUAAUGAAAGAGAACUCGACUCAGACCAAACGGUUGGCCGACGUGCUAGGGCAACUAUUGGUCAACAGAGAGGACAAAAACGACAAGUCCAUCAACAUGGGAUCGGACGUGGAAUGACGAUGUUCACGAACUAAUAUUAGCGAAUAACUAAUUAUAUCAGUUAUUAUAUAAAUAAUAAUUAAUUAUUUAAGUUUUAAAUACCUCAUGUAGUGACCGCGUUUUUUUCUAAUGAAAAUUCUCAAUUUUAAUUGGUUUUCUGAUCAUUUAAUGAAUUUAACUUAAGUUUUUUUUUUUAAUGUACAUUUUAUUUUGACAGCCACAUUUUAUACAUAAUGAAAAGCUUGUAUUUUAUACAUUUUAUUUUAUAAACAAAACUAUGCAUGUUAGUAUUUGAUUACAUCGGUGGCUGACAUUGGUGCACAACAUAGCUAACAUUACGCUGUUAAAUAAAAAAAAAAAAAAAAUGUAUAAAAUAAACACGUUCAUCCAAUUUAUUACUUAAGCAAUUGAUAACAUUAUACCAAAUCUUGGAUUAUUUUUUUAUUAUUUAAUUAUCGAUUUCUGUUUGCCGUCUUUCGUCCUCUCAAUUAAAACAGCGUUGUAAUAAUUAAUUCUAAUGCAAUUUUUUUUAUGCACAUGGUUUAAGUGUUCUAUAAGAGUUGUUUACCGUGUCAUUUGAACAUAUUUGAAAAACUGCAAGCAUACAGAGUGUGGUGGGUGGGUAACGUUUACGUUUGACCGUAGCCGUUGCGAAACACUCUACUCGACGCGUUUUCGCCGUACUGGUAUUUUUUAAUGCGCUCGGUACACGCGUAAUAUUGUUUUUCGUUUGUAGUUCUCUCUCUAUCCGUCUUUGCAUGUGCCAUAAUAUUUGUAGGCAAAGGGGAAUCAAAACGCACACACACACGUGACACAAUGAGGUCUGGUCGACCAUAACCUGGGACAAGGUUAAUUCGCUUGUCCCUGUACCACACACAAUGUUAUAAAUAUAUAUGUAUUAGAGGUUCAUGACCUGCAGGCGUUGUAAAAACUCUCGAAACCAUUCAAGUGCAUAAAA
Molecule: messenger RNA, 2849 nt
Organism: Daktulosphaira vitifoliae (grape phylloxera)
Lineage: Eukaryota; Metazoa; Arthropoda; Insecta; Hemiptera; Phylloxeridae
Exons: 7
Coding region: 797-1909 (370 amino acids)
Source: RefSeq, a predicted model, not a curated record